UAUUUUUUUUUAAUUUGAAGCUGAAUGAAGAUAUGGAGCAAGUAGCUUCUGGCCUAGUGGAAGGAACAGAAGAAGUGGAUGGAGAAGACACCAGGUCAACUAUCCUUCCAGACAGCAACAGCGGUUCAGUGCGUUUCAGCAAGUCCUGCCUGAAGAAUGUCUUCUCAGUCAUUCUCCUCUUCAUUUAUCUUCUGCUCAUGGCUGUAGCUGUUUUCCUAGUCUACCAAACCAUCACUGACUUCCGAGAAAAGCUCAAGCACCCUGUGAUGUCCGUCUCUUACAAGGAGGUGCCUUCUUAUGAUGCUCCUGGCAUUGCCCUUUACCCAGGCAAGGCUGAACUGCUGACCUGUAAGCAUCAUUACUAUGAUUAUAUUUUGCCUCUGAUCAACCCGGGUCAGCCAGGAGAAAUUGAAUGCACUAUUCAAAGAGUCAACUACACUGAUCCCUUUACUAAUCGAACCAAGAAACAUGCUGUGAUUGUCCAAGGGCCUCGUGAAGUGAAGAAACGAGAACUGGUGUUCAUGCAGUUCCACCUAAAUGAGACGGACCAGGAUUUCAGUGCAAUAGACUACCUUCUCUUUUCCUCUUACCAAGAAUUCCUCAACAGUCAUAACCAGUCAGAAUUCAUGAAGAGGUGUGAGAGCUCCUACUCCAGCUGGAAAUUCUCUGGUGGUUUUCGAACCUGGGUCAAAAUGUCUUUGGUGAAAACAAAAGAAGAAGAUGGCAGGGAGACGGUUGAAUUCAGACAGGAGAUUAGCGUGGUUAACUACAUUGAACGGAGGAAGGAAGCAGGGGGCGACCAACUGUUUUUUGUGGUAUUUGAAUGGAAAGAUCCUUUUAUCCAGGAAGUUCAAGAUAUUGUCACGGCAAAUCCCUGGAACAUGAUAGCUCUGCUCUGUGGCAUCUUCUUGGCUUUAUUUAAAGCAGCUGAUUUUGCUAAACUGAGUGUGAAAUGGAUCAUAAAAAUCCGAAAACGGCACCUCAAGAGAAGAAGUCAAGUCCUGAACCACAUCAGCUGAGGACCAUAAGCCCCACUGGGAAAGUUCUGUAAAUCCACUGGAGAAUCAAAUG
Euleptes europaea (tarantolino) is the source of this 1071-nucleotide messenger RNA. It is a transcript of the gene PACC1, whose product is annotated as proton activated chloride channel 1. The transcript has 7 exons. The record is from RefSeq and is a predicted model, not a curated record. Bases 33 to 1019 code for a protein of 328 amino acids. Gene Ontology annotation, cellular component: cell surface. NCBI's taxonomy places the organism in Eukaryota, Metazoa, Chordata, Lepidosauria, Squamata, Sphaerodactylidae.